AUGUGUCUUGUGGUUCCGGUAUUCCUUCAAUCCCUAGGCCGGUUGGAUGCCGUCUCGCCCGGCGUCAUUGUCAUCAUCAUUAUCCCGAGCUCCGCGGGAUUUCUUUUUCUUGCGGCGCAAUACACCCUUCAAAACAAACCGUUGAAAGCAGAUGCUAAUCACUGUUCUGAUCGGAAAUCAGACCGCGUCUUCGUCCACGCCCUCAACACAGUCAAACGGAUUCCGCGGACGGGGACGGCGCGUCCGCCCGCCUCGGAGCGGUUGAAGUUGUAUGGCUUGUAUAAGCAGAGUAUGGAAGGUGACGUUGAAGGUGUCAUGGAUCGCCCGGUGGGGAAUACCCCGGAUGUGUUUAUGGAGUGCGAAAAGUGGGAUACAUGGUACGCCCAGCGCGGUCUCUCCCGCACCGAAGCUAAACGCCGGUACAUCUCCACGCUGAUCGAGACGAUGCAUCAGUACGCGUCGCAGACGACCGAGGCCCGCGAGCUGGUCGCCGAGUUGGAGUUCGUCUGGGAUCAGAUCAAGUCGAAUACCGCUUCGCUGGACUCGUCGGAGUCUGGGUCGGAGGCCCCAGGGGUUGGCGGACUUCCGGUCACAUCAUGGGAGUAUGCGCGGUGGCUUCUUGCUACGUCGGUGGGGGAAGGCGAGGCGGCGUCUCGACCUGGUGGGCGCGGCCGGGGUCGCGAGGACGGCUCGGGGCUCAGGGUGAUGAGUCCUGUAAGUCAGCCGAGUCAGCCGGGGGCGUAUGCUCGGUCGCGUUCCAAGGGCUUUGGGGAUGAUGAGGUCGACCGUGACCGUGACCAUGAGGAGGAUGAGGACGAGGACGAGGAAGAGGUGUACGCGGAGGCUCAGGAUAAUCUUUAUGAAGAAGAAGAAGAUGACGGUGACGACCAUCCCCAUGACGACGCGGAGGAGAACGACUACCGACCACAACCCCAUCCUCACGAGGCAGUAGAACCCCCCGACCCCCCGUCCCGAGGGAGGUCACGACGACCGCCGCCCCCGCCCACCCCGGCAUCCUGGCGUCGCCGCGUCGAGCAGGCCUUGACGACGAUGACGGCCGAGAUCGCCGCCGUGCGCGAGCAGAUGGAGGCGCGCGCGCGGGCCCAGCGCCGCCGCUCGGGCGUCUGGGCUUGGGUCCGCUGGUUCCUGUGGGUGUGUUUCCGGCAGGUGAUGGUGGAUCUGGCCCUCCUGGGGGUCUUGUGGGUGUGGAUGCGCCUCCGCGGGGACCGGCGGCUGGAGGUCGUGCUCAAGGUCGGGUGGGCGGAGGUGAAGAGUCGAUUGGCGCGGACAAGGCUCUGGCGGAGGAAGCGGAUACCUCGAGGUGAUUCUUGA
Messenger RNA from Aspergillus japonicus CBS 114.51, 1332 nucleotides. Its product is annotated as acyl-CoA-binding domain-containing protein. The coding region runs from base 1 to 1332 and encodes 443 amino acids. The transcript has 5 exons. Gene Ontology annotation, molecular function: fatty-acyl-CoA binding. NCBI's taxonomy places the organism in Eukaryota, Fungi, Ascomycota, Eurotiomycetes, Eurotiales, Aspergillaceae. The record is from RefSeq and is a predicted model, not a curated record. Gene Ontology annotation, biological process: fatty acid metabolic process.